Messenger RNA from Lolium rigidum, 2550 nucleotides. Its product is annotated as cyclin-dependent kinase F-4. Bases 732 to 2108 code for a protein of 458 amino acids. The record is from RefSeq and is a predicted model, not a curated record. Gene Ontology annotation, cellular component: nucleus; cytoplasm. Lineage: Eukaryota; Viridiplantae; Streptophyta; Magnoliopsida; Poales; Poaceae. The transcript has 17 exons. Gene Ontology annotation, biological process: intracellular signal transduction; protein phosphorylation. Gene Ontology annotation, molecular function: protein serine/threonine kinase activity; ATP binding.
CACCGGCGCCGCGUACGUCCCGCCCCGGGCAUCAUCGCGUCGUGCGGAGCGGGGCUGAGGUGGGCCGCGCCGACACGCACGUGGGGAGCCACCAGCACCACCACCCUAUGCUCCUUGCCCGCCUUGUAAGGUUGCACCAGCAGUGACAUUGGGACCUUAAAGUGUUCAUCAAAGACAUGGGAGAAGUGGUCUUCAGGGCAUAUCUCCUCCAACGCAAGCUUUUUCUUUCAGAAGAAACUUUUGAUUGGCGUGCUUUAGCUCGUGGGAACACCCAACUCUUCUCUCUGGUGAACUGCACAUAGUGGUUCUAUGCUCCUCUAUGCUCAACGACAGCAGGCUAGUGCGAUCUUUUCCUGAAGCGGUACUUCGGUCUAUGCUCCACAUCUACAUGGUCAAUCAUCUUUGCUGCAUCCAGUCUCCAUCUGUCGCUCCCUAGUUAGUUGCCAUUUGCUUGUUCUAUAUCAUCUGAGGUCAAGGCUCAUCUUUGCUAUACUCUGCAACUCUACUGUGGUUCCUGUUGGAUCUUAUUGUGUGGAUCAAAUCCAAGACAGCGCAAGGUAGUCGAGGCCCACUGGUGAAUUAACGGAUCAUAUAUCUGUUCUUGCCAACUAUAGACAAGAUAUUGGUCGCUUGGACUUUGGAACACUUUUCUGUGUUUGUUGUUGAUUCUUCUUGAGACUUAGUUGUCCCAAAGGAAGAAACUUCUACCAGGCAACCCAAUUACCGGAAUAAUGGACAGAUUCAAGUUGAUUAAGGAAGUUGGUGAUGGGACUUUCGGGAGCGUAUGGCGUGCUAUAAAUAAACAAAAUGGUGAAGUAGUGGCGGUGAAGAAAAUGAAGAGAAAAUAUUAUUCUUUCGAGGAAUGUAUGAGUUUACGUGAAGUAAAGUCUUUACGGCGCAUGAAUCACCCUAACAUAGUGAAGCUCAAGGAGGUUAUAAGGGAAAAUGAUAUAUUAUACUUCAUAAUGGAAUACAUGGAGUGCAAUCUCUACCAACUUAUGAAAGACAGAGUCAAGCCUUUCGCGGAGUCAGAUGUCCGUAAUUGGUGCUUUCAGAUUUUUCAAGCUCUUGCUUAUAUGCACCAGAGGGGAUACUUUCAUCGUGACCUCAAACCUGAGAAUCUGUUGGUUAGCAAAGAUGUCCUAAAGCUAGCAGACUUUGGUCUAGCAAGGGAAGUUUCAUCUGCACCACCAUACACAGAAUAUGUGUCAACACGCUGGUACCGAGCACCUGAAGUAUUGCUCCAGUCAUCGGAUUAUGAUUCUGCAGUUGAUAUGUGGGCAAUGGGUGCCAUAAUGGCUGAGCUGUUGACACUGCAUCCUCUUUUCCCGGGCACGAGUGAAGCGGAUGAAAUUCUCAAGAUUUGCAACGUUAUUGGUAGUCCAGACGAGCAAACAUGGCCUGAAGGAUUGUCUCUUGCAGGGGCGAUGAAGUAUCAGUUCCCACAGGUCAGAGGCAAUCAACUGUCGGAGGUGAUGAGAUCGGCUAGCAGUGAGGCAGUUGACCUUAUAUCCUCUCUGUGCUCAUGGGAUCCUUGCAAGAGACCAAAAGCUGCAGAAGUUCUCACGCAUGCAUUCUUUAAGGAUUGUACAUAUGUUCCGGCUUCUGUCCGGUCAAAAGCUGCAGUUCCACCUAAAACGCCUCCAUGUGUUGGAGUUAAAGGAGUUACAGGGCACAUUGCUCGGAGAUACUCCACUGGAGCUCUGUCCACAACCAAACCUCCUAGCAACAUAUCUGUAAAAUCAAACAGCUUAUCGAAAAUUGGUGUGCAAAGAAAACUUCAAUUGGAUCGCCAGGCACCACAGAAGAGUACACGACCCACUGAGAGUAACAGCAAAGUAACUACUAGCCGAGUACCAGCAAGGAAUAGCCCAGGGAACCCGGUACUACGGCAUUCACGCAGUUUACCUGAAACUGGCCGUGCAACAAUUCCGAAGGUUUCGAGUAUUACCGAUAAGCUUGCUCAUAUGUCGGUGACCUCUCGAACACGUACGACUGUGAAGCCCCCUGUCCCGAUGUUGAAGGCUGGGCAUGUCAAGUCAGACUUCCUCGGUAAAUCUGACGAAAUCCCUCCAGCAAAGAGAUUGACAAGAAAACUGGUCAGCUAAAGGAGUAUAGAGUGAAAACUGGUCAGCUGCAAAGAGGGGUAUUGGCUACAGAGCUGAAACCAGGUUCGUGCUUCAGUGCCACCCGAACCGAGCGUUUUAACCUGUUCAUGUUCCUUCUGGUUGUGACCUCCCAGCUUGCGUUUCAAGUGCCACGGUAGAAUGUGUUGCAAACUGCUUUUAUAGAGGAUGCCCGAGCCUGCUGACCUUUCCCUCUAUGGGCGUGUGGUUUCUCCUUCGCCCCAAGUUUGUCCCAUGUAAGAUGAAACAUGUGUGGUUUGGUUUGUGAACUAGCGUUCUCAACUAUUUAUGUUGCAGACAGUUGUCGUGUCAUGUGCAAUCUAACAGUUCACGAGCCCUCCAAUGGGAGUAUAUUUGGCUUUGCUUGUACAGUCUGUGAGCCUUUGGAGAGCAUGUUAAUGUAUCUGCCGGGUCAAUUUUGAAA